AUGCUGUUCACUGAGAAGGAGGACGAGGAUCUGAAACAGCGCAUCUUGAUUUGCUUGACGUUGGCGGCAGAAAGCCAGGCAGUGCUUGAGGCGCAGAAGAAGUUUGUCCCGGGCAAUGAGAAGCAGUUGCAGAACUUUUUUCAGCGAGUGAAGGCGUACCAGCACGCCAAGGGCAUUGUGGAGGCCUCUUUGGCUCAGCAGCCGCCCCGCGAGUUUUCUGAAACUUCUGCAAAAGUUGGCCUGUGUUGCAUCGCUGUGAUGCCCUUGGAUUCUAUGAUUCCUUCAGAGGAGCUGGUCGAGGAGCUUGGCUUACAGGUGGAGGUGCAGGUAAAGUCUUUGGGCACGUUGGAAAAGGACUUGGAGCUUCUCACGCACGGAUACCAGGACAAGCGCUGGCGAACAGAUGAAAAUGAUGUGGACGAGCUCCUGGAGAGCGCGAAGUCUACUGUGGGCAAGAUCAACGGUGCAGAUUUGGAGAAACACUUGGCCCAGAUGAAGCAGGCUGAGCUGCGCGCUCAGGCGCGCGCGGAGUCAUGGGUGAAGCGUGUGCCCAAGCUGAGCGAAUUUGAUGACGGUGUCAACACGCUCGUGACCGCCAUCAAGUCUUUCGCCGCGCUCCAGAAGGCAUCGCAUGUGCUGCGCACUGAGAGUUUGCUGCUCAUAGCUUGCACGUGCCAAUCCGGCACAGGCCGCAAUUUGGCCCGGAAGGAACUUGCAUCCUUGGCCAGCGGGGCGUUUGGCAUUUCUCAGAGUGAUGUGCACAAGGCGUUGAUUGCAAAAGCCACUUCACUCUUGGAGUAGCUGCGGUAGCUGUGUAGCUUUUCUGCGCGCAUGGCGUUGCGGGCUCCGGAAUGUAGAC
Messenger RNA from Effrenium voratum, 859 nucleotides. Lineage: Eukaryota; Dinophyceae; Suessiales; Symbiodiniaceae. The record is from the annotation of a GenBank genome assembly.